Messenger RNA from Capsicum annuum, 1158 nucleotides. Its product is annotated as putative peptidyl-tRNA hydrolase PTRHD1. Gene Ontology annotation, molecular function: peptidyl-tRNA hydrolase activity. Bases 339 to 884 code for a protein of 181 amino acids. The transcript is spliced from 2 exons. Lineage: Eukaryota; Viridiplantae; Streptophyta; Magnoliopsida; Solanales; Solanaceae. The record is from RefSeq and is a predicted model, not a curated record.
GUCGACAUCUUCUUCUCUACUUUCUCAAUAGUGAAAUCGACUCGGAUGUGACGUCGAUAUCUCCGACUUGAGAUGGAGACUUUAAGGUCAAUAUGUCAUCUAAAAAAGGCGUUACACAUGCCUCGGGGGACAAGUAUUUUAUGGCCAAACGUGCCUAGAACUAUUUGUAGACAAACAACUCGUCUAGUAAACGUCUAGGUGUUCGUUCAUAUAGAAAAUUCACACUCUCAAUAACUAUAUAUGAAACUAAAUAAACUAAUAUAAUUUAGAUGUAUUUUUGAACCUUGCAACUCUUUUCAAUUACUAUAAUUAGAAAGGGCAAAAAGGGAAAAGCAAAUAUGAACACUCAAUUCUGCUCCCGUUAUUCAUCACUCAACUUCACUCCCAUUUUCCCCAGCUUAGCUCCGGCGAUUCAAUUGACGAAUCUCCGGCGACGAUACGCCGUCGUAACAUCUCGUAUGGACUCCACAACCACCGUCAGCGCCACCGCUUCCGGCGGCGACAAUAGUACAGAGGAGAACUCCGUUACGGAUACGGUAAUUCAGUACGUUGUUCUACGGAGAGAUUUGAUUGACACGUGGCCUUUAGGAAGUGUCGUUACGCAAGGCUGCCAUGCUGCCGUAGCUGCGAUUUGGUCUCAUAAGGAUGAUGACGUCACUCUCCAAUAUUGUAGCCCUUCCAAUAUCGAUUCGAUGCACAAAGUAACUCUUGAAGUGAAGGGUGAAACCCAGAUAUUGAACUUGGCAGAAAAACUAAAAGCUGGGGGCAUUGCUCAUAAACUGUGGAUUGAACAACCAGAAAACAUACCAACCUGUCUUGCCAUAAAACCAUAUCCAAAAUCCCUGGUAUCUUCAUUUUUCAAGAAGCUAAAACUAUGUAAAUGAUGAAUUUCAAGUGCAACUGUUAAUGUGAUACUGACACAAGUUGGCUUAGUUUCGGUGCUAUGGGAUUGAAAUUAGUUUUGCUAAUGAUGAGCUACGCUAUUUGUAGUGAUUAAUAUUUCUUGCUGAGCCCUUUGACCUGUGCAUGCGGUUCAUCUAGAUUUAUAAUCUGGUGAUUCUGGCCAGAUGAAUAUCAGUCUUAUUUUUGUCUAUAUUUGAAGUCUUAUUUACUUAUCUCUAAUCUUUUGGUUGUGGUAAUGAAAUUGUGUAUUUUCUA